AUGCCGAGCAGGGAGAGCGGUAGCGUCGACCCAGCACUCGAUCUCGCCGGCCCGUCAGCCCGGCGAAACGAGGCCUCCGAAGACAAGACGAACAGCGCCCCCGACCACAGCAAGGACCAGGCAGCUCCCUCUUCCCCCGCGUCGACCAACAGCGGGGGGUGGUGGGGCGGCUACGAGACGCCCCUCGGGAGCAACGAACGGAGCGGCAGCAGCAUCGGCGGUGGCAGCACCGGCGGCUACGCUAGCCCAUUCGACGCGGGCGAGCGGGAGGCGGAGGGAGGUCCUCCAUCCCCUUCGACGGACGACGGUGAGGCCUGGGGCGGCUACUUCCCCCCUGACAGAAGCACGGAGAGCUACGCGUGCGACGACGACAUCGAAGGAACAACGGACGCAGACGGUGCCCAAGGCGCGCGAGGCGAGGUGUCCGCGCAGCUGCCCCGCCGGACGUUUGCGACGGUCGAGGUGGUCGAGCUUCCGGCGGAAUUGCAGAUUCCUACGCAAGUCGACGACGUGAAUCAAGCAUCACCUCGGACACCCCUUCCAUCAUCCGCUCCCGUCUUCACGCCGCGGACACCGCUUCGGUCGUCCGCCGCCGUCUUCACGCCGCCAGCAUCGCUUCGGGCAUGUGCUCCGAUCUUCACGCCGCGAACACCACUUCGAGCAUGUGCUCCCGUCUUCACGCCACGGACAACCCUCCGAGCAUUGGCUCCGGUCUUCACGCCCGGAAACAGCCUGCCGAGCCAUCACAGUGACAGCGGCCACAAGCAUGGCAACGAACGGGGGUUGGCGAUGUACGGUGGGGACGGCGGUCGGUUCGGGUUCAUCACCGAGCUUGCCAGUGCGGGCGGGCGAAUGUCCACCUUUGGGCGCCGGCUGGGGCAGGGAGGGUGUGCCGUGGUGACCAGGCUCGACAUGCUCGACGCCGAGCACCAGACCCGUGUAGAUGAAUAUACGAGAGGCGCGGGGCUCGUGGUGAAGAUUGUCCCCAUGGACGGCGGUCGUGCCAUGGAGAUGGCGAUGGAGAGGGAGAUUCGAGUGGUGAACAUGAUCCCUUCGCGAUGCCACGUGAACGUCAUGGACAUCGUGUCCACGAGCAUGGAGAACCUGUGCAUGGUCAUGCCGGCCGCAUUCUGCGACGUUCAGCACCUGCUCGAGGACAAGGCGGUGCUGGAGAUGAUGUCAUUCGCCGAGAGGAUGAUGAUGGUGGCAGGGGCGGCUCGCGGCUUGGACUACCUCCACUCUGCACUGGGCCUGACUCACGGUGACAUCAAGCCGGAAAACUGCCUCUUGACGAAGGGACUGGUCAUCAAGCUCGCCGACUUCGGGCUGAGCGGCAAGUCUUUGGCCAGCUCGAGCGGAGAGCCCCUCUGUGGGCUCACCAAGCAGUAUGCCGCACCGGAGGCCGUGGCGGUGUUCAUGCGCCGAGAGAUUCCUCAGAGGGCGGUGCUGCAGCCCUCCCUCGACACCUUCUCGUUGGGAGUGAUGAUGCUUCAGGUCCUCUUCGUCGAGGAGGGGUCGCGGUUCAGUGGCAAGGCGAGAGAAACGGCGGGCGUGCUCGUCGAAUAUUGUUGCUCUGCCAGCUCUGACCGCCCUACACCACGAAGUUUUGCUGUACAUUCGCUGGUGGAGAGAUUGUGCUUCGACCUUUUCAUCUCCACGUUUCCGACCCUCUUCCACCGUCUCUUUUUCCAGGCUCUGGCUACACAUGGCUUCACCCCCAAGCACCCGAGUUUCCACUCAGCCGUCCAGAACGCUGCCUACCUGAAGCAGAAGUUCGAAGGAACGGGAACCGGUAUCGACAAGAAGCGGUUCGAGGAUGCUUACACCGUCGUGCUCGACCUGCACGUGAACUACGCAGGUCAGCCCGCCAAGAUGGGAGACCUCCGCAGCACCAUCCUGAACCCGAGCAAGUGGAACCAGUCGGGGGAGCUGCUCUUCCAGGAAGAGGUUACACAAGCGCUCCUGUCGAUUCUCAACGCGAACCCACUUCGACGCCCGAGCCUCGACACCGUGUCCCGACUCUUGGAAUGCCCGCUCCUGUGGUCGCCUCUGGUGCAACGCGGCGGCGAGGACGGUGCAAGAAACCGCGACGGCAACCAUGUUUUCCGUCCCCGCCUGCCCCAAGACGUGCGGGAAAUGAUCGAUACGACUAUCCGCGAUGGCCUUUUGGUGGACCCGGCACUCAACACACCCAGAGGGGUAUGGUGGGAGGCGCCGGAGUUCUUGUCGCCGUGGUGGAAGCGACCUCCGAUAAUUAUGUGCAUCGAGCCAUGAGCGAGACAUUGGGCGGCCCUGACCGAAUGUUAACGAUAAGGACUCCGUUUUGGUCGUAGAUGGUUGUUGCGGUUGGAGGUGCCAUGGUAUGCCGGCAGGUUGCGUUGGGCGGUGGUGGAUGUACUCAUCGAGACGCCGGGUUGGGUUGUUUUACGUUUAGUCAAAUGUGCGUUGAGGUCGUGUUGUGGUGUGGUGUGUCCAGCCCUGGAAGAUUGUUUUCCCUGCACCUACAACGUGUGACGAUUGGAUCCGAAUAGUGUCUUACGGGCCAGAGUGUUGUGGGAGUCCCUUGCUGCGAACCUUAGGCGC
Molecule: messenger RNA, 2583 nt
Organism: Ectocarpus sp. CCAP 1310/34
Lineage: Eukaryota; Phaeophyceae; Ectocarpales; Ectocarpaceae
Source: the annotation of a GenBank genome assembly